Messenger RNA from Oncorhynchus kisutch (coho salmon), 10798 nucleotides. Its product is annotated as E3 ubiquitin-protein ligase TRIM71-like. Gene Ontology annotation, molecular function: ubiquitin protein ligase activity; protein binding; zinc ion binding. Gene Ontology annotation, biological process: protein polyubiquitination; proteasome-mediated ubiquitin-dependent protein catabolic process. The transcript has 9 exons. NCBI's taxonomy places the organism in Eukaryota, Metazoa, Chordata, Actinopteri, Salmoniformes, Salmonidae. The coding region runs from base 1181 to 3655 and encodes 824 amino acids. The record is from RefSeq and is a predicted model, not a curated record.
AGCACGGCCAGCGGUAGGAGCGCAUCGGGUUGUGUCUGUGUUGUGUUUAUAUUUUAUACCCCGUUUAUCAGAACGGAAAAUAAAACUACAGACAGCCCGUUUGGGCCUACAAAUUUGUUUUAAACCGGCAUUUUGAUUGGCGUUCCGUUUGGCUCAUGCGAUUGAAGGGGCUCGAGGGCUCGUGCCUUUCCCCCUCAAGGUUCCAGAGAGGCGCGUGGAAAAGCCCUGUGCAGAGAAAGAAGGGGGAUCAUAGCGUAUGUAUGUAGCCUAAAUGCAUACAUGCCGGGGUCUUCGACUGUGUGGUUUUAAAAACGGAGACGGGUGUGUUUAUUUUGUCGGCAAACGGCAAUGAGUGGCAAUGAGAUCGGGUUGCUGGUGAGCCAGUGCUUUGAUGAAUAAUUUACGGUUUUGUGGUCCGAAAGGGAGCGAACCACAGCCACUGCCGUUUGUAAACCUCUGACCACUUCGGAGAGGGCCCGGAUGGUGGACUAGAGAGAGCCGAGAAAAAGGGUCUGAAACGGGACGAGGUAUUUUGACAUUGUCGGUAAAUUCUUAGGUGCGUGAGAAGGGGUGAUGGUGUGUGGGAGGAGGAGAGAAGGAGCUUUGGGCACCUUGCGGAGGAUCAUAUACAAACUCUGUUUUCGGAUUAUUCUCAAACCCCGCCACUUCUAAACCACAACAAACAAAUCAAAACUAAUCUCAGUCAACUCUAAAUUACUAUUUUCGACAUGCGCUCAUUAAAAUAGAAACAAUAGAAUAGGUGUAUGUAAGUUGACUAUCAUUGUAAUGAAUAGUGAGUAGUCGGUAGUUCUAAAGCUUCAUCCAAGUGUAGAGAUUGAAUCAUUGUGAACUGAAAUGAAUAUUGCACAUUUGAUUUUCUAUAGGAGAAUCUUUCAAAAUCAUGCGAUACAGAAUUUUAAAAGGGCGUUUCUCUCGGCCUGCAUCUGCAUAUCUGGCGUCAGUUGAGGGUUAUGUUUAGGAGAGAACACUUACAGGCCUAUCCUAUGUGGACCAUUUUGACAAAUGUUUACUUCAAAAAAACAUAUCUACCUCAAACCUCUGCCUGUUUUCCACAGAACACAACUGGAGAAACGAACAAAUGUUUACUAAAUGAAUACCUCAGUCUCACUAAUAGCUCGUUGGUUCUUUAUAAAGCGUAGCCUUGUUUAAAACGCCUCCGAUGGCUUCAUUCUCAGACUCCGACCUGCAGACCUGUCUUCUCUGCAAGGAGCUCUGUGGCUCCUCCUCCGCUACCAUCUCUUGCAACUCCUCCACUUCCUCUUCCUCCUCUCACUCGUCCUCCUCCUCCUCCCGGCGCCUCCAUGUCUUCCCCUGCCUGCACACCUUCUGCAGACAGUGUCUGGAGGGCCAGCGCAGUCAUGGGGACCCUCUCAAACUCAGCUGCCCCACCUGCAACCAGAAGGUCUCCAUCUCCGAGGCCGGAGUGGACUCUCUCCCUUCCUCCAACUUCCUCUUGAGUAACCUUCUGGACGCGGAGCAGCUCCAACUCGGCCAAAAUAAGAACGGGCACCGGGGGGUUGGCGGGUGCUCCGUACCCAGGUUCCACCGCGCCCACAGCGUGCUCCAUCCGAACCGUCUGGGAGGGCCCCAGUGCAGCUCCUGUGGCGAGGGGAACUCGGCCAGCUUCCACUGCCUGGACUGCCAGGAGUACCUUUGUGAUAAUUGCGUCCGAGCCCAUCAGAGGGUCCGGUUGACCAAGGACCACUUCAUGGAGAGCCUGCAGCAUGCAAGCCGAGGCUUGGCCAGCCCCAUCGCAGGUAGAGGCAGGGGGGUUGGUGGUGUAGGGUUGUCCCUGACCCAGCCCUUCCAGUCCAACUCCUCCCUGCUGCCUUUGUUCCAGGAUAGGAUGAGCUUCUGUCAGCACCAUGACAACAAGGUGUUUCUGUUUUUCUGUGAGACGUGCUCUGUGCCUAUCUGUAGGGAGUGUAGUGUGGGCAGACACAUGGGCCACAGCUUGGUCUAUCUACAGGACGCUGUCCAGGACUCCAGAGACAUCAUCAUCCAGCUACUGGCCGACGCACAGCAAGGAAGACAGGCUGUACAGUUGAGUAUGGAGAAGAUCCAGGCCAUAGCAGAGCAGGUAGACAUCAAGGCCAAGGUGGUCCAGACAGAGGUGAAGAACGUGGUCCUCAGACACCUGAAAGCCUUGGAGGACAGAGAGAGUCAGCUACUCUGGAAGGUUGAGAAGAUCCAACAGCUGAAAGCCAAGUCCCUGUACCUGCAGGUAGAGAAGCUGCAUCAGAACCUGACCAAGCUGGACAGCACCAUCACAGCAGUCACUCAGGUGCUGGAUGAGGGUUGUCACCUGGACGUGCUGCUGGCCAGAGAGCGCAUGCUGACCCAGAUCCAGGAGCUGAAGUCUCUCAGAGGCCUGCUGCAGCCACAGGAGGACGAUCGUUUAAUGUUCACCCCUCCAGACCAGGCCCUGUACAUAGCCAUCCAGUCCAUGGGGUUGAUCAGUAGCGGAGCGUUCGCUCCCGUCACCAAAGCUCACGGCGAGGGCCUAAAGACCGCACUCCGUGGCAAGACCGCCUCCUUCACCGUAAUUGGCUACGACCACGACAGGGAGCCCUGCCUCUCGGGCGGUGACGCAGUGUCAGCGGUGGUGAUGGCAGCGGCGGAUGGUAACCUGUCGGCUGCGGAGGUGUGUGACAACCAGAACGGGUCGUACACGGUCAGCUACUUGCCCAAGACUGAGGGAGAAGAUUUGGUGUCAGUUCUGGUCUGUAACCAGCACAUCAUGGGCAGCCCCUUCAAGGUACUGGUGAAGUCUGGGCGACGCUAUGGGGCUCUGGGUUCACCGGUGUCUGCGUUUGGCAGUGAGGGGGAGGGUGACGGUCAGCUGUGUCGUCCCUGGGGCAUCAGUGUGGAUAAAGAGGGAUACGUGGUGGUGGCCGACCGCAGUAACAACCGAGUACAGAUCUUCAAGCCGUGCGGUGCCUUCCACCACAAGUUUGGCUCCCUGGGCUCUCGCCCCGGUCAGUUUGAUCGUCCAGCGGGCGUGGCGUGCGACAGCCAACAGCAGAUCAUCGUAACGGACAAAGACAACCACCGUGUGCAGGUGUUCACCUUUGACGGACAGUUUAUGCUGAAGUUCGGCGAGAAGGGCACUAAGAACGGUCAGUUCAACUACCCCUGGGAUGUGGCAGUGAACUCUGCGGGGAAGAUCUUGGUCUCUGACACCAGGAAUCACCGCGUCCAGCUCUUUGGCCCUGACGGCUCGUUCAUCAACAAGUACGGCUUUGAGGGCACCCUGUGGAAACACUUUGACUCGCCGCGGGGUGUCGCCUUUAACCAUGAGGACCACCUGGUCGUCACCGACUUCAACAACCACCGUCUGCUGGUGAUUCGGCCAGAUUGCCAAUCUGCCCGGUUCCUGGGCUCCGAGGGUACCGGUAACGGGAAGUUCCUGCGUCCCCAGGGCAUAGCGGUGGACCAGGAGAACCGGAUCAUCGUUGCCGACUCGAGGAACCACCGUGUGCAGGUGUUCGAGCCCAACGGGAACUUCUUAUGCAAAUUUGGCACCCAUGGCAGUGGCUUCGGACAGAUGGACCGCCCCUCCGGUGUCGCUGUGACACCUGACGGAGUCAUCCUGGUCGUCGACUUCGGAAACAACCGCAUCCUCAAGUUCUAAUCACUUUUCGCUUUCUUUCUUUCUCUCACUCGUUUUUCUCUCCGUUUCUCUGUUAGGGAGAGGAAAUUGAAGGGCUAGGAAAAGGAUUCAACAAACAGACACAAAGAGGACAGUUUAAAGAGAGAUAAUCAGAGCAGGUAGAAAUGCGUUAUUACAAAUUAAGGGGAAGUGAAUUUGUUUGUUUUUAAAUUAUUUUUUCUUUUUAGGUUUUAGUUUGUGUAAUCAGAUUCCUGUGGUAUACUGUAUGACAAAGGGGACCACUAAGACUAGUUGAUAAUCAGUAGUGAAAGUAACAAGGAAGAGAUCACGAUUUCCCUGUCUUCUAUCUGAAUUGCUCUCUCUCAACUCUCAUCACGUCGCCUUCUCAGGGAUUUUUCUCACUUUUUCUUGAAAUAUUGAAUCCUCUGCUCCGCCACCUACCUCAUCCAGUUCUUAAUGAAUGUACUCACCCUCUCCGAGCAGAGGUCUACUCUAGUCUGUCAAGUUUUACAAAGAAGAAAAUGAAAAAAGUCUACCUCAAUACUUUUUUUAUUUCAAAUGAAAAGACGUUUUGCCCUGACCUGUAGUGGAGUCUAGUGUGUUCAGUGAUGUUUAGGGUAGCUUGUUCUGUAGAUCUUGGUUUAGCAUGUCCCCCUCAUCUCUCCAUGUGCAGUGUCACUGCAGACCGACGGAAUAGAGGUAAUGCCAAACCGGUUAGACUGACUCGGUGUUAGUUAGCUCAGGUCACAGUACCAGAUGGACCAGAAGAAUCUCCUUUUAGCUUGACUGGUUUAUUGAUCGCAGCGGCGCCGGGAGUCUGACCUGGGACAGAUGCAGUUUGAUGAUUGGUUGAAAUCAUGAGCUAGUCGUUGUGGGGAGAUUCUCUUUUCUGUCCCAAAGUAUCCAAUUAUCAAUUGAACAUUGUUGAUUCCUUUCAGGCGUCAGCAAGCUGGUCUGAUUAUGAGGAGAAAAAUAAUGAAAAUCAAUGUGAAAAAACAAACAGCAUUUGUGUACUCUCAAACGGAGGGCCCACCAAAGUAUUUCAGAAGUUUAUCAGGAGUUCUCAGGAUGUAUUGGUUGUUGAUUAGUAGAUUGAUUAUAAAUUCUGUUUGAGUGACAUUCGUUGUGAAUGAUGCGGAAGGAUAGCAAUGCCUCCAGAAAGCAGGCAUCUUGAUUGGCUGUCCACAGGAGUGAGAGCCAAUCAGAAAUCAGAAUGAUCCUGUGUGGUUGAAUUGUGGGGCACUGAUUGGCUCUUGGGGGCUAGGAUUUAAUCCAACCCCCUUCUGACAUCACUGCCCCACCCUAGUUAUUGACGCCCAUUCUGAAAUGCCGGGGAGAGAGUGUUCCGGAACAUGUGCAUGCUGACCAGACCUCGAAAAGAUGGAGGUCUAGAGACCAGCUAGUGGAGUCAACCAAAGGUAGAAUUUUGGCUAACUGUAUGUUUGGCAUCGAAAGAACAACAAUUGUCCCAUUGAAGACAUUUUGUUGUUUAAUCAUUUAUGUUGGAGGUCUAAAACGCUCACCAGCUGUCACCAAAAGGAUCUGUUCAAAGCACUGUCAAUGGGGAGAAGAAGAAUAUAAGGCCUACUUUUAGCUUUUAAAAUGGAAGUACCUUUCAAGCCUACUUCCUGAAGAGAACGUUGUAGAAAGGUCUGGAAAAAACAAACCAUAUCUCACAGCAACCAAAGAGUAUCUUUCCAGGCCACUUUCCAUCUCACACCCCUGAGAGGUUCAAUCUAGCUCCACCACCCAUGCUAACGUGACACUGCUUCAUGUCUAGCAACCCUUAUUUAGCAUUAGCAUCUCAAACCAUUUAACCAUUGAGUGCAAACAGAUUCCUGAUUUAUCACCUGUGGUGGACCUUUUUGGAGGGGUUGUAAAUCUCCCUUUCUCUUGUGAAGUUAGCCACUUUAGCGUAGUCUAGCCUAGCGGUAUGGGCGUUUUAUUAGUUGGUUUCUGACUGAGCUUCUUACCUCAGAAGAAAGUGCAGGCCUGCACUUUAAAUCCUAAUUUACGUAAACUUUCACAUCCCAUCGUUUACCUUAACUGUCAGAUAGCUCAAAAUGUUUUAUAUACUUUCUUAUUCCUCACAGUUACUCAUGUGCAAAUCAAUUGUAAUACAGCCUACCUUAACCAGUUACUGGCCACAGUACCUCAACUCUCAGACCUCAUCAACAUACAAAUGUAAUUUUACAAAUCUACCUCAACACACCUUUUACCUAACUUUAAAUGCUUCAUGUUACAUACUGUGUGUGUGUGUGUGUGUGUGUGUGUGUGUGUGUGUGUGUGUGUGUGUGUGUGUGUGUGUGUGUGUGUGUAUAUCAGUUGAAGUCGAAAGUUUACAUACACCUGAGCCAAAAACAUUUCAACUCAGUUUUUCACAAUUCCUGACAUUUAAUCCUAGUAAAAAAUUCCCUGUCAACAUGAUGCUGCCACCCCCUUCAGGCGUUUGUAAAUUUCUCCCAAUUUCUCAACAAUUUUUUUUCUGAGGUCUUGACUGAUUUCUUUUGAUUUUCCCAUGAUGUCAAGCACAGAGGCACUGAGUUUGAAGGUAGGCCUUGAAAUACAUCCACAGGUACGCCUCCAAUUGACUCAAAGGAUGUCAAUUAGCCUCAUCAGAAGAUUCUAAAGCCAUGACAUAAUUUUCUAGUAUUUUCCAAGCUGUUUAAAAGGCACAGUCAACUUAGUGUAUGUAAACUUCUGACCCACUGGAAUUGUGACACAGUGAAAUAAUUUGUCUGUAAACAAUUGUUGGAAAAAUGACUCUUGUGUCAUGCACAAAGUAGAUCUCCUAACCGAACUUGCCAAAAUUAUAGUUCAAUAACAAGAAAUGUGUGGAGUGGUUGAAAAAAUGUACCUCUUGUACGGUUCCUUUUUAGUUAGUCUUUUAUUUGUAUUUAAAAAAAAAACUUUUACCUCAACUUUUACCUCACACUUUUACCUCACACUUUAAAUCAUGUGACAUUUACCUGUCACCUGUUGGACCAAAGAUCUUAAUCCUGGAAGAUGAUCUUAAUCCUCCUUUUCAUGUAAAAUUACAAGUUACAAAUGGCCAUCUCUACACAUUUUGUCCCUGAGUGGUCUGUUUAGCCAUUGUGGUGCAUUAUGCCUUUUUAAUCAUAUGGAGAAACCAAAUAGCGAAGAUCAGAGCGUUGUGCCAAAAAAUAUAUUUGUGGGAGUUCGGUGUCAAAAUGGAGUUGGCGUCAGGAUGACACUGUCAUAGACGGUGAAUGUCAUUGGACCAUUAUAUCAUAGAUAUUAGUAUUUAGCGAAUCAAAGCAGCCAAGGACAGAUCACUGUGCUUUGAUUGGAUGCACUUAUGUGGGCUGACCCCCCCCCCCCUUUUUUUGUGCCACCACAGUAGCGCUGUAACCUGAUUGGCCAACAGUGAGAAAGAUGGCGACGUCACCGUUAGCUAAUUUGAGGCCUUCAUCAUACCCCCUUUAGACCGACAAGAAUUACCUCUAAUAUCAGCACAGGUUCUCCUCAGUCAGAACAUCUUAGAAGUGUGUACCUAAGAGUUAGCACAAUGUUGGUUGGUACUAACUUAUUUGAAAACUCACUAUUUGACAAUGCAAAAAAGUCUUGUGUGUGUAGGAACACAUUGCGCGACUAAGAUGUUUAUUACAAGUUAAUAAGCCUGCUUGUUGCACGGUAAUACGCCUGCUUGUUGCACGGUAAUAAGCCUGCUUGUUGCACGGUAAUAAGCCUGCUUGUUGCACGGUAAUAAGCCUGCUUGUUGCACGGUAAUAAGCCUGCUUGUUGCACGGUAAUACGCCUGCUUGUUGCACGGUAAUACGCCUGCUUGUUGCACGGUAAUAAGCCUGCUUGUUGCACGGUAAUAAGCCUGCUUGUUGCACGGUAAUAAGCCUGCUUGUUGCACGGUAAUAAGCCUGCUUGUUGCACGGUAAUAAGCCUGCUUGUUGCACGGUAAUAAGCCUGCUUGUUGCACGGUAAUAAGCCUGCAUGUUGCACGGUAAUAAGCCUGCAUGUUGCACGGUAAUAAGCCUGCUUGUUGCACGGUAAUACGCCUGCUUGUUGCACGGUAAUAAGCCUGCUUGUUGCACGGUAAUAAGCCUGCUUGUUGCACGGUAAUAAGCCUGCAUGUUGCACGGUAAUAGAGCGGAGGCAUUAGCACAUUACAGGCCCCAGACCCUGCUGCUUUAGAACCCACAGGCGUGUCACCGAUAUGAUCUGUCGACGUGUUUCAGCAUUACUAUAUGGAAAAGUGUCUGCAAUCUUUUACAUUUUAAUAAAAAAAUGACAAAAUUCUAUCUGUAAGGUUUUCACUCUUACAUGUAUUUGAAACUUUUUGUUUUUAUUCCUUUUUUGUUUUUGUUGUUGCAUGCUUACAUAAAAAAAAAUAAUGAAACAACGUCUCACAGAUAUAGGUGUUGUAAACUCGACGGGUUGGUAGCUAAAUCUGGGGAUGUUUUUUUUUAUCAUGAUCAUAUACCCACAGGUGUGUAUGUGUUAGGAGUGCGUUGGAUGGAUUUAACUUUUUUGACCUUUGCGAUUGUAUUUCCUGUUCCCAAGAGGCUCUGCAGAGGCCAAUCGUUGCUUGGCCAGCCAUGUCUGGAAUCUGUACUAGAGUGCAGUUAGUACAACAACUUUUAGAGCCACACAGUUUAAUGAUCCCUCCACACACGAUGAAGACUGUGUACACUGUAGACAUUUUGUUUUAGCCCUAGUAAUGACAACCUCAUACUCUCUAUCAAAAUAAGCUAGAUUUCUUCAUUAGAAUCGCUUGAUUUAUUUUAAACUCCCCCCCCCCCCCCCCCUCUCACACAAAAAUAUCCAGGAAGUGUGGUGCUGAGCACUUGAUUGGUCUCCUGUACUCCUGUUGGGCAGGGUUUUAUUGGCCCCUAUGUUUCUGUCCACCAUUUUGUUUCUGGCAUCUCAGAGAGAAGUUGGUUUAAGUGAAACUGCACCAGGUAGAAGUUGUGCAACAUGUUAAUGAUUGUAUCUUUUAAAGAAAAAAUUAAAAUACGUAACAUUUUUUUUUUUUUAAGAAAAAAAUAGAAACUCAGGUAGUUCUAUGUCCCUGUAUCACAGUGAAAUGUGUCCCCCAUAGUGAUGUGGGUGUCACAGUGAAAUGUGUCCCCCAUAGUGAUGUGGGUGUCACAGUGAAAUGCGUCCCCCAUAGUGAUGUGGGUGUCACAGUGAAAUGCAUCCCCCAUAGUGAUGGUGUCACAGUGAAAUGUGUCCCCCAUAGUGAUGUGGGUGUCACAGUGAAAUGUGUCCCCAUAGUGAUGUGGGUGUCACAGUGAAAUGUGUCCCCCAUAGUGAUGUGGGUGUCACCUUAGAAAUGUGUCCCCCAUAGUGAUGUGGGUGUCACAGUGAAAUGUGUCCCCCAUAGUGAUGCGGGUGUCACAGUGAAAUGUGCCCCCCAUAGUGAUGCGGGUGUCACAGUGAAAUGUGUCCCCCAUAGUGAUGCGGGUGUCACAGUGAAAUGUUUACCCCCUAGUGAUGCGGGUGUCAGUGAAAUGUGUCCACCAUAGUGAUAAUGUAGUGAACCUUUCUGUUAUGACCUCAGUACGAGUCUCAUUGGCCAUGUUCCAGGACCCUUUUUCAUUGCAGUUGGGUUGUGAAAAUCCUGAGAUUUAUGCAUGUGUGUGUGUGUGGUAAAGACGGGCUGGAACGCGACCAAUCUUUUCUGUGUGUCCGUUUUUGCAUAUUACACGUUAGUUCUCAAUCUCAAAAAUGGAAACAUUUAGCUUUUUGAAUUAUUCCCUUCAAAUGUACUGUUUUAUGUUUCAUUUUCAGGUUUUAUUUUUGUUAAAUGUUCCCGUUGUUUGUUUGAUAAACACCAAAGGACAUACUCCAGACCACACGACUCUCGGCGACCCUUUUGGAAUGUAUUUUGUUAUUUUUUUAUUUUGUAAGAAAAUGGUUUGCUGGGAGUGAUUCUCACUCACACCCUACUCAUUGCUAGCAGGAUCACAAAACAGAACUGAUACUGUACUACCAAUCAAUCUGCGUCUGGAGAAUUACAAUGGACACCAUGUUGUUACCAUUGUUGUUCCAUUCCAGUGAGAAUGCAAUUUAGAAUCUUACUAUCAUGGAGCCUUUGGUGACAAAAUGGCCUCUUUUAAAAAAAAAAAUAUUCUGAGUCUGUUUAUCAACAGUCACUCUGUAGGCCUAUUUCUAAGGCUCUGUUCUGUCCUGUGUGCAGUAGGUAGUGUGUGAGAGUGUGUUUGUGUGCUGCAUUGUGUUGUUGUUGAACCCAAAUCCACUGAAAGUAUUCUCCUCUGUCGACGAGGCACGAGGACAGCAAGGACCAGCUGAGUUUAGGAGGGCGCUGCUGGUGUGUGUUUUGUGUUGGUGUACUAUCAAAUACACACUGAAAUGAUCUGUAAGGAGUGUGUAUAUGUGUGUAUGCACGUGUUUCCCCCCCCCCCCCUCUCCUCUCCUCACACACAGUGGUCGGUGUGGAAGUGCAGUUGUCAGGUCUUCAGUUUCAAUAAAGAAGAGGAGACUAAUUUACCUGCCGUCUUCUGUUACACACUGUCUUCUGUUACACGCUGUCUUCUGUUACACGCUGUCUUCUGUUACAUGCUGUCUUCUGUUACACGCUGUCUUCUGUUACACGCUGUCUUCUGUUACCUGCUGUCUUCUGUUACACGCUGUCUUCUGUUACAUGCUGUCUUCUGUUACACGCUGUCUUCUGUUACACGCUGUCUUCUGUUACACGCUGUCUUCUGUUACCUGCUGUCUUCUGUUACACGCUGUCUUCUGUUACCUGCUGUCUUCUGUUACCUGCUGUCUUCUGUUACCUGCUGUCUUCUGUUACCUGCUGUCUUCUGUUACACGCUGUCUUCUGUUACCUGCUGUCUUCUGUUACCUGCUGUCUUCUGUUACCUGCUGUCUUCUGUUACCUGCUGUCUUCUGUUACCUGCUGUCUUCUGUUACCUGCUGUCUUCUGUUACAUGCUGUCUUCUGUUACCUGCUGUCUUCUGUUACACGCUGUCUUCUGUUACACACUGUCUUCUGUUACAUGCUGUCUUCUGUUACAUGCUGUCUUCUGUUACACGCUGUCUUCUGUUACCUGCUGUCUUCUGUUGCCUUCCCUCGUCUGUUGCCUGCUGCCUUCUGUGGACUUUACACAUUUCCUAUGCAGUUUUUUUUUGUUUACACUUAAAUAAACGUAUUUCUUUGAUUUUG